AUGGCACACAGCGAGCUCAAAGUCUUAUUCCACAAAACAAGAAAUCGUAGACCGUGCGAUUGGUGCAGAAAGAGGAAACAGUCAUGUAAAUAUUCAGGUGUGUCUUGCGAACGCUGUAUAAAAAUGAACCGCAAGUGUAUUAUUCAAGGGGAAGAAAGGAUCAGAAGAUACGGAGCCCGUCAAGUUAAAAAUUCUUCAAAAAAAGCAGGUAAUCUGGAUAAUUUUACAGAAUCUGAGCCUGUACUUGUGUCUGACAGGCAGACUUGCAACGAAGAAGAACUGGCAGAUUCACCGUCAUUGAGAUCAAUUGGAACCAUUGAUAAUCAACUAUCGUCAUCAGGAAUUAAAUGGUGUAUUGAUAACUUGAAUUCCAUACAGACAUUAUCGGAAUCCAAUUUCUAUUCUCUUUUCAACGAUAAGCCAGGAUCACUUCAGGUUGCCGAAUUGACCCCAAAUGACACCUAUAGCCAAACAAGCUUACCUAGCUUCAGCGAAACUCCCAAAGCUAUUACCCUUGAAGAGUCUCAAGCCUUAGUUUCACAAUUUGCUGAGUCCUAUGGAGCAAGCCUUCUAAAGACCUUUUUCACUUACUUAAACCCUUUUCUCCCGGUGAUAUCUGGAGACCAAUUUCACUUUAUGAUCAACCAUACCAUUCACGAGAACAUUCAAAAGUACGGAUUUACGUUACUUGGCUCUAUCUUCCUCAAUUCUUUGCGAUGCUGGGACAGAAAUGAUGAGUUGAUGUUGAGCCCAAGUCCGGAUCCCCAACCUCUCGCAAAUGCUUGCUUUAAACUACUUAUGAAUGAAUUUGAAACUGCCACCAACAAUGAAGAGUCUAAUAUGAAAUCUCUUCAAAGUUGCUUGCUACAAUUGCCCCAAAUAAUAUCAAGAAUCAACUCGAUUAAUGAUACGGUGAGCAUUGUUCCUGCUACUAAAAUAUUAAGCAUUGCCACUUUUCUAGUGAACAGAUUGGGUUUGAAUGUAUCUAGGUUCAAGGACGAUCUCAAUAGCAGUUUCAGAAAUAACUCAGAUAUUAUUGCUCGAAAUAAUUUGUGGUGGGCUUAUUAUGUUGAGGAGAAAUGGUUCUCGUUUUUGACAGUAAGAACAAGUACUAUAAACGAAGGAUCGUUUGAGAUUCUCAACGAAAUAAACUCGUGGCCAAAUCUAUCAUACUUGGUAACAAAGCAGUUUGAUAGAAAGGAGUCAAAGGUUCAAUCACCGCUCGAAAAAAGUUUAGAACAUAUACAUUUUGUGUGCUGGUAUUAUUUCCAUGAAAUGCUCAAGAUAACGGUGAUAUGUUCAGACAUAACUACUUAUUGGUACUCAUUACACGGGAACUUUCAUAUGAUGGAGAUGGAAGAUUCUUUGAAGACCCUCAAUGAAAUUCGACUGUCUACAAAAAAGUAUUUGGAAAAAGUCAAUGAGUGGUGGAAACUGUUGGACCCAGAAUUCAAGAAACACGGGCAGAAGAAAAUGAUUAUACACCCAAUUAGUGCAAACUGCAACCUCAGAAUAUUCUAUGAUUUCGCACGGGUGUCGAUAUACAAGAUAUUGAUCAAGAAAGUGUCGUUAUGCGUGAUUGCUUUCGACAAAAGUGAAACGAAUCCUGUUCUUGAAACCAACUUGAAUGAGCUCUUGGGAAGUGUACUCCUGGAAAUUGCAGAGCUUUACGACGACCACUUGCAAUUUGUUACCAGCAUGAAACUUCGAGAUUUGAACUCGUACUGGUACCCGAUGAUAAACUACCAAUUUUGUUACUUUAUUCUCUUCUUGACUUUACUGAUGAGUGUCUCCGAAAUGCGAAGGCAGACAUAUCAAACCAACUUGUUCACAGUUCCUCUUAAGAGGUUACAAAAAGUGCAGUCUGGAUAUCAUGACUUUUUGAAAAACAGAUCGGCAGGGUGGGAUUUUUUACUUCUACCACUCUCAUUAUUGUCCGACGUAGUUCCUUUUAAUGACUUUGUUCAAAUUAGAGAUGCCAUAGAAAACUUGAAGGAUGGUGGAAUAGUUACCGCACACGGCAUAGAGCACUUGCUUUAUCGCAAUAACGACCAAUGUGAGUCGGAAGACAUAGACGAUGAAUCACAACCUUCCCGAGAAGAGUCUUUGGGGGUUGCUUCAGACAUGCAAACCAUGCUUGAAAAAGUGGAUCAUAUUGCUGCGUCUAUUCAAUAA
Messenger RNA from Meyerozyma guilliermondii ATCC 6260, 2175 nucleotides. RefSeq lists its product as uncharacterized. The record is from RefSeq and is a predicted model, not a curated record. Bases 1 to 2175 code for a protein of 724 amino acids. Gene Ontology annotation, molecular function: DNA-binding transcription factor activity, RNA polymerase II-specific; zinc ion binding. The transcript has a single exon. NCBI's taxonomy places the organism in Eukaryota, Fungi, Ascomycota, Pichiomycetes, Serinales, Debaryomycetaceae. Gene Ontology annotation, biological process: regulation of DNA-templated transcription.